UGGACUUGCCUGGUAAUGUAAACUUAGACAUAAAACAGCCAACGUGGAUGCUCUGAGUUUUACUCACUCAUUUCUUCUUUGUACAGCACUGGCCACUACAUCUUUUCCUUCCAGCUGCAAGGGUGACCUGAGCCCAGUUCUGAGGACUCCACAGCCUCUCCCUGCCAUCUGGCCACGUACUUCAGAGACUGUCCCACCCUUCUCUGGCAGAAUGAAUGCCCUCGAUGGUGUCCCCUUCAAGGUGCCCAAGGGCUUUGUGAUGGACACAGAGCCCCACCCAGUGCCUGAGCUCAGUGUCCGGGACUGUAGAGAGCUCUUGCUGGGCACAAUGUAUGACUUCAGCCUGGAAAAGAAGGCUCUCUUCUGGGUGGAAGCAGUCAUCCGAGGAUCUUGCCCCCAUCAAUGCAAUGACCUGGGGAUUGCAUCAGCCCCUCCCGCCUGGUUCUUACUGGUCAGUCCAAAAUACAAUCAGGUGCCUGCACCUGCUGAAAUCAGAGACCCAGAGGCUGGACUGCAAGAAUCUUCUGAGCAGGAGGAGGAGGAGGAAGAAGAAGAAACAGAAGAGAAGGGGGAGGAGGAAGAUGCCUCCUCUGCCAGCGAGGAGGGCAUGGACUCCAGCAGCCCUCAGCCCGGCUCCCCUACAAGUCAUCGUCGCUGCUCCCUGGAUGUGCUGCGAAGCAUGAGGUCUGAGCUGGCCGGCGCCAGGCGGCGGCUCUCGGAGAGUAGGCUAGCCGCGCGUCCUCGAGCCCUCCUGCACCGCUUCCGCGGCCACCGCACGCUGAGCCUGAGCGCCAGCCCAACUCCAGCCCCUGGCCCAGCACCACAGCCCCCCAGCGUCUCCGAGCUGCCCCCACGACCGUCCACCGCUGGCGCCAUGCCUCCAUUGCGGAGCCACAAGCCCACAGUUGCUUCCCUCAGCCCAUACACCUGCUUGCCACCUCUUAGGGAGACACCCCAGCCCCUCGUCUCCUGUAGAAUGCUUCCUGAUUCAGCACCUGACCUGCUGUCUGCCCUGACCAAAGAGGAGCAAGACCUCAUCGGGCCGGUGGUCGCCUUGGGCUAUCCCCUGGGAAGGGCCAUCGUGGCACUGCAGAAGACCGGGAGGCAGAGCCUGAGCCAGUUUCUCGGCUACCUCAGUGCGUGUGAAAGACUGCUGCGGCAGGGCUAUGAUGAGGCGCUGGUGGACGAGGCAAUGGAGAUGUUCCAGUUCUCCGAGCAGCAGGCAGGGGAGUUCCUGCGUCUCUGGCAGCAGUUCAGUGACAUGGGUUUCCAGCAAGACCGGAUCAAGGAAGUGCUGCUGCUGCACGGCAAUCGGCGCGAGCAGGCUCUGGAGGAGCUGGUAGCCUGCGCCCAGUGACCAGCCAGGGCACUGAUGCACGGCUGACAGUGAAGUACCAAACAUGCUGCACUUUUAAUGAUCCCAACUGUAUCAUUAGAAGAAGAUAAUGCUGGUGGUAGUGGCACACACCUUUAGUCCCAGCACUAGGGCUGCAGAGGCAGGCAGAUCUCUGAGUUCAAGGCCAUCCUGGUCUACACAAUGAGUUCCAGUUUAGCCAGCCAGGGUUGCAUAGAGAAACCUUGUCUUAAAAAAACCCCAAACAGUAAUCAUAAUAAAACAAAAUAAACAAAACUUAACAAGACCAAA
This is a messenger RNA of Apodemus sylvaticus (European woodmouse), 1645 nucleotides long. It is a transcript of the gene Ubap1l, whose product is annotated as ubiquitin associated protein 1 like. Gene Ontology annotation, cellular component: ESCRT I complex. Gene Ontology annotation, biological process: ubiquitin-dependent protein catabolic process via the multivesicular body sorting pathway. Gene Ontology annotation, molecular function: ubiquitin binding. The transcript has 5 exons. The record is from RefSeq and is a predicted model, not a curated record. Bases 212 to 1357 code for a protein of 381 amino acids. Lineage: Eukaryota; Metazoa; Chordata; Mammalia; Rodentia; Muridae.